AUGGGAUCCGUGGAAGACGAACGGAGGUCGCCGCUGGAAGAAGGUCUUCUUCCGGAGAAUGAAAAUCAAGGACAAUAUACUGGAGAUGGAUCUGUCGACAUUCAUGGAAACCCCGUUUUAAAGAACAGCACAGGCAAUUGGAGAGCAUGCCCUUUCAUUUUAGGGAAUGAAUGUUGUGAACGUUUAGCUUACUAUGGAAUAGCUACAAAUCUUGUCACUUACCUAAAGAACAAGCUACAUGAGGGGAAUGCCUCUGCUGCACGAAAUGUCACAACAUGGCAAGGAACCUGCUAUAUUACGCCAUUGCUUGGUGCAAUUUUAGCUGAUGCAUACUGGGGAAGAUACUGGACAAUUGCAGUGUUCUCAACUAUAUACUUUGUUGGAAUGGCCACAUUGACCCUUUCAGCAUCAGUUCCUGCUUUUAAGCCUUCACCAUGUGUUGAAUCUGUUUGCCCAGAAGCAAGUGCAGUUCAAUAUGCUAUUUUCUUUUUUGGACUCUAUCUAAUUGCACUGGGGACCGGUGGAAUUAAACCUUGUGUUUCUUCGUUUGGAGCUGACCAAUUUGAUGAUACUGAUCCGAGAGAGCGAAUGAAGAAGGGAUCCUUUUUUAAUUGGUUUUACUUCUCUAUUAACAUUGGUGCUCUCAUAUCCAGCAGCUUUCUAGUUUGGGUGCAAGACAAUUGUGGAUGGGGCUUGGGCUUUGGAAUUCCUACAUUGUUUAUGGGAUUAGCUAUAAUUAGUUUUUUCUUUGGUACUCCACUUUAUAGAUUCCAAAAACCAGGAGGAAGCCCUCUUAUAAGAAUGUGCCAGGUGGUGGUUGCCUCUUUUCGCAAGUGGAAAGUGGAUGUGCCUCAUGACAGUUGUCUCCUAUAUGAAGUGCCUGAGAAGGCUUCAGCAAUUAAAGGAAGUCGAAAGCUGGAGCACACAGAUGAAAUUAAGUUCCUUGACAAGGCUGCUACAGUGACGGAUCUCGAUACAAAGACUGAAAGUUUUUCGAACCCAUGGCGGUUGUGUACAGUCACUCAGGUGGAAGAACUGAAGAUUCUGGUGAGGAUGUUCCCUGUUUGGGCAACCACCAUAGUGUUCUCUGCAGUAUAUGCACAGAUAUCUACUAUGUUUGUCGAACAAGGGAUGGUCAUGGACACGAGUAUAGGCUCCUUCACCAUUCCACCUGCAUCUCUAUCAACCUUUGAUGUCAUCAGUGUCAUUGUGUGGGUGCCAAUCUAUGAUAGAAUUCUUGUUCCGGUGGCAAGGAGAUUCACAGGCAAGGAGAGAGGUUUUUCAGAAUUGCAAAGGAUGGGUAUUGGCCUGUUCAUAUCUAUACUAGCAAUGGCAGCAGCUGCAGUGGUGGAGAUCAGGCGACUUGACAUUGCCAAGGCGGAAGGUUUAGUGUCCGAGAAAGUGGCCAUUCCAUUAAGCAUCUUUUGGCAGACACCUCAAUACUUUUUGGUCGGAGCAGCGGAAGUAUUCACAUUCAUUGGGUCACUGGAGUUCUUCUAUGAUCAGUCUCCUGAUGCUAUGAGAAGUCUGUGCAGUGCGUUAUCACUUCUUACCACUGCGCUGGGGAACUACCUGAGUUCCUUCAUCUUGACUGUCGUGACAUCGGUAACAACUCGAGGAGGGAGGACAGGAUGGAUUCCCGAUAACUUGAACGAAGGGCACCUCGACUACUACUUCUGGCUGCUCACGGGGCUGAGCUUCUUGAAUCUUUUGAUAUAUGUUGCCUGUGCUAAUAGGUACAAAAGCAAGAGGGCUUCUUGAGUUCCAAAGAACUGCAGGGUACCAUCAUUCAUGAAACACCGACCUGUACAUUUGUUGUGGUGUCUGUUUGGUGACUGAUUUAAGUGUUUCUUCCCUAUGUCAUCCCUCUGGAUUGAACAGUUGCUUCAUUUCAAUUACCACAGACAGUUCUCUAAUUGCAGAUAGUCUGUGUCAAUCUGCAAGUUUUAAUAGUAGCAUGUUAGUUGUUGUCGUGACUAUAAAUCUUACAUACAUCUGCAAGUUUA
Messenger RNA from Musa acuminata subsp. malaccensis (wild Malaysian banana), 2006 nucleotides. Its product is annotated as protein NRT1/ PTR FAMILY 8.3. Gene Ontology annotation, cellular component: membrane. NCBI's taxonomy places the organism in Eukaryota, Viridiplantae, Streptophyta, Magnoliopsida, Zingiberales, Musaceae. Gene Ontology annotation, biological process: transmembrane transport; oligopeptide transport. The record is from RefSeq and is a predicted model, not a curated record. Gene Ontology annotation, molecular function: transmembrane transporter activity.